Molecule: messenger RNA, 1122 nt
Organism: Durusdinium trenchii
Lineage: Eukaryota; Dinophyceae; Suessiales; Symbiodiniaceae
Source: the annotation of a GenBank genome assembly
AUGAAGGUUUCAGCCUUUCUCCUUGUGCUAGCGCUCGCGGCGCUUGGCAUUCCAGUCCACAGCGAGGGUCCAGCAAAGCACCUUCGUGGAGAGGCAGCACGCGAAUCGGUCAAGCAGCCCGAAGCCUUGAAAAGCACUGAGGGACCACACACAGGCAGUGAAGGUUCGGAAAGUGAGCUUGAACCCCAAAAACCAGAGCCAGCACAAAAUCAACCUGGUCCUGAUGGCGUAGGAGUUCCAGCAAAGGAGCUUGAGACCAAAGCACCAGAGCAAGGUGAGACGGCGGAGCCAAGUGUAGCUGGAAUUCCUUCGAAAGAGACUGAAAAGACUGAGACCAACCAGCCAGAAGGUCAAGAGACAGCGGAAGCAAGUCAAAUCGGCGUUCCGGCAAAGGAGAUUGAGAACAAGAAUGCGGAACAGGAUGAGACACCCGAGCCCAGCGAAACUGGAGUUCCGUUGAAAGAGACCGCCGCCAUGAAGCCAGAGGGCCAAGCAUCACAACAUGUUGAGGCUGUGAAACCAAGUGCCAUUGGCGUUCCGGCGAAGGAGGCUGAAGCACAACAAAGUGCCAAGGUUCAAGGACCUGCGCCUAGAACCCCAGGUGCACCCAAGGAGGAAGAUGAAGAUGAGCCCUUUGAAGAUGGUGACUGGGAGUGGGAUGAUGUCGAACUCUGGGGAGCUCCAGAGCCAUGGGAGUGGGAGUGGGGUGCUGUGGAUGGGCCAGAUCCAUGGGAGGAGGCUCCAUGGAUUCCAUACAGCUAUGCAGCAGGGCGAGACGGCCCAGAAAAUUGGGAAAGCCAAAGUGUGGGGGCCGAUCUGGAAGAGACAGGAAAAGAGGCAGAAAAGCCGAUGGAGACAACGGCAACAACCGGUUUGAAAGAGGUCACCACCCCCGGUGCCCCAAAUGCUCCGAUGCCCAGAUCCUUUGUUUCUCGCCCCGGGCGUGGCGGCGGCCGCCGUGGAGGCCGGCGGGGAGGAGGUCGCCGUCGCCCCGGUCGUCGUUGGGGUCGCCGACGCCCCGGUCGUGGUUGGGGCCGGCGAAGGCCUUACCGCCCCAUCUAUCGUCCACGCCCCUACCGUUAUCGGCCGGGCUACUGCCCAUACUGGCCCUACUGUUGGUGA